This is a messenger RNA of Chenopodium quinoa (quinoa), 2985 nucleotides long. Its product is annotated as nuclear pore complex protein NUP62-like. The record is from RefSeq and is a predicted model, not a curated record. Gene Ontology annotation, cellular component: nuclear pore; nuclear pore central transport channel. Bases 374 to 2500 code for a protein of 708 amino acids. Lineage: Eukaryota; Viridiplantae; Streptophyta; Magnoliopsida; Caryophyllales; Amaranthaceae. Gene Ontology annotation, molecular function: structural constituent of nuclear pore; phospholipid binding. The transcript has 9 exons. Gene Ontology annotation, biological process: protein import into nucleus; RNA export from nucleus.
UCCAAACCGAAAACCGAAUCGAAUUUCUAGUUUGGUUCGGUUUGGAUCGGUUUUUGGUUUUUAUCCAAACUACUUUCACCCCUACAAAUAUGGGUUUAUGAAAACUUGGGACUAAUAAUCCUUAAUCCCAUUCCUACAUACCAAACACCCUGUAAGCAAGGAAUAGCUCAAAUGAUCAGAGUUUCUUCCUAAUUUUAAGCGUUGGGAUCAAUACUCAACUCCGCCUUUGUGGCUCUUAAAAAAAAAAAAAAAAACCGUCGGAGCACCGCUGUCCAAAGCUCUAAAAUCAAAACCCUGAAAUUCCCUCCCCCCGCAAAACCCAACUCACAUUCUCCAAUCUCCAUUGAAACAGAAAAAGCUUGAACAACCAUCAAUGGCGGGAUUCACUGGUUUCUCCUUCACCAACACUUCUUCAACCUCUUCCUCUUCUUCUUCCUCUCCUUCCCCAUUUUCUCUCUCCCCUUCCCCCUCUCCCUUCGCCGCUAACCCUACCUCAUCAGCCGCCCCCUCCCCUUCCCCCUUCAGCGCCUCUUCCACCCCCUCCUUCGCCGGAUUCUCCGCCUCCUCCGCCGCCGCCCCAUCACUCAGUUUCGGCGCCGCUUCUUCCUCCUCCGCUACCCCUUCAUUCGGGUUCGGAUCCUCCACUCCCGCAUUUGGGGUUGCUUCCUCUGCUACACCUUCCUCCUCCUCCUCCGCCCCAUCACUCGCUUUCGGGUCUUCCCCCACUCCUUCAUUCGGGUUCGGAUCCUCCGCUGCGGCUCCCGCCUUCUCUUUCUCUCCUGCCACCGCUUCAACCACCUCCUCCGCUUCAAUACCAUCGUCCUUGUUUGCGUCUGCUGCUUCUUCUUCGGCUGCACCGUCGUCUUUCUUUGCGUCUGCUUCUUCCUCUUCUGCUGCACCAUCUUCCCUAUUUGGGUCAGCUUCUUCUUCCUCUGCUGCUGCGCCAUCUUCUCUAUUUGGGUCAGCUUCUGCUGCACCAUCUUCUCUAUUUGGGUCGGCUUCUUCUUCAUCUGCUGCUGCACCAUCUUCUCUAUUUGGGUCUGCUUCUUCUUCAUCAGCUGCUACUUCUACAGGUGCAUUUUCAUUCUUGAAAUCGCCUACUCAAACAGCAACAGCAGCACCAACCGCAACCACAACUGCUGCAUCGCUUUCUCCAGCGUUUUCCUUUACGCCAUCGGCUUCUUCUUCUGCUGCUAGUACCAAUACAUCAUCGUCAUUGUUCAAUUUCAACAAUGCCGCCGCCGCCUCGGCUUCGAAGCCGCUCUUUGGUGCUACUGCCACCCCUACUACUCCUCCAUCUGCUGCCACUGCUGCUACUACAACACCUUCUUCUCCCUUUGCUGCUGCAACUACAACACCUGCUGCAUCAACUCAACCUGCUGCUGCUGCUGCUACAUCAACUGCCCCAUCUGCAUUCACUGGGUUUUCACUGAAUUCAUCAGCUCAACCUGCUGCUGCUGCAUCAACUGCUUCAUCUGCAGUCACUGGGUUUUCACUGAAUUCAUCAACUGUGGCGACACCAGCAGCUUCGGCUGCGGCUUCUCCAGCAGCAACUGCGUUUACUGGUUUUGGGGUCUCAUCCGGGUCUUCUUCCUUGAGCAAUGCUACUGCUUCGUUUCCGAGUUUUACUAUUCCUGCAACUAAGGCUACUACCCCAGCUUUGUCUUCUCAAUCUCAGCCUCAGCAAACUGCUUCUACUAUUACUACCAGUACUGCUGCUGCUAGCACUGCUACUGGCUUCCUGGCUACAUCUUCUGUCUCAGCGGCCAUCUCCAGCUCUACAACAACUGCUGUACAAACAUCUUCUGUUGUUGCUGUAGCCUCAAGUAGUGGAACUACCUCUGCCGUGAGUACCCCUGUAACAUCUGCUCCCAUCCCCAAGUUGCCGUCUGAGAUCACUGGAAAAACUGUUGAAGAGAUCAUCAAGGAGUGGAACUCUGAUUUACAAGACCGUACUAGAAAAUUCCAGAAGCAGGCUAAUGCAGUUGCUGAUUGGGACAAAAGAAUCUUGCAAAACCGAGAUGUACUUCUACGACUUGAGACCGAAGUAGCAAAAGUGGUUGAGACCCAAUCCAAUUUGGAAAGACAGCUGGAGUUAAUCGAGACUCAUCAACAAGAGGUUGAUAAAGCUUUGGAAAGUAUUGAAGAAGAAGCCGAGCGUAUCUACAAGGAUGAACGAAAUUUGCUUCUAGAUGGUGAAGCUGCAUCCACCAGAGAUGCAAUGUAUGAUCAGGCAGAAUCUGUUGAAAGGGAGCUAGAACACAUGACAGAGCAAAUUAAAUCAAUUAUUCAGUCCCUGAAUGCUAGUCAGGGUGGAGAACUUGAUACAACUGAAGGAAUGAGUCCAUUAGACGUGGUGGUGAGGAUCUUGAAUAAUCAAUUGAGUUCUCUGAUGUGGAUUGAUGAAAAGGCAGAAGAGUUUUCAUUUCGCAUCCAGAAUCUUGCAAGUGAAGGUUCAGCUGCUGACCGUGAGCUAGUGGCCCCAAGAUUGUGGGGUUAAAUUUUGGAGUCUUCCUAGAUAGGAGCACUUAACUUCUCAAGUUUGGUGUUCUCUUUUACUUACUAAUUGCCAGGGGUUUCCCUAGAGAAGCUUGUAAAGCGUUUGCCGUUCAGAUCACUGAGACCUGUUCAAGUCAUGCAUGACAGAGGAUUCAAUCCAGCCAAUUUGUUCUGUUAAUUAUAUAGUCUAAUCCAAUGUGGAAUGAGGUAAAUAUCGGUUAAAAUUGCAAACUUUUCAACCUUGUGCUUAAUAUUUUGUAAUCUCAUGUUCUGGACUGAAUUGGUACUCAAUCAAAUGGAGAGUGGUUACCUCAUCUUCUAGUUUUGACAAUUCUAUAUUUCUAUAUAUGGUAGGUUGACAUUUUUUGAUAAUUACUCCGUAUGUACUCGUAUUAUGUAUGAUAUCCCUUUUGCUAAGUUCCAGUUAAGUGCUAAUGUAACAGUGAAGUUCAAAAUGAAAAAUAAAUUCUCCUCUCUUUUUCCUCA